Messenger RNA from Mucor velutinosus, 513 nucleotides. RefSeq lists its product as uncharacterized. The transcript has a single exon. The coding region runs from base 1 to 513 and encodes 170 amino acids. Lineage: Eukaryota; Fungi; Mucoromycota; Mucoromycetes; Mucorales; Mucoraceae. The record is from RefSeq and is a predicted model, not a curated record.
AUGAACGUUGAUUCAAGACCACCUGUUGUGUAUCCUACAUUUCAUGACUCUCAGCAGCAAAAGCCAUCCACACUCACAAAAAAAGAGAUGGCCAUUGACGAUUCAAUCUAUCAUUUGCUCUCCUUGUAUCUUGACACGAAUACAGGUGUGCUCAUUCCGCCUGCAACAACACAGAAUAAUAGAGUGACGAUGAUGAAGCAUUCGCCCUAUUUUCGUACCAAACGAAGAAUGCCAUCACAGCAGCAGCAUCAGAAUUGGCUUGGAGAAAAGAAGAAAUCCUCAAUGACCACAUGUACAGAGCUGGAGAGAAACACCAUCAAGAAUUCAUACACGGCCAGCAUAGACAAUGUUGAUAUCCAAAUCAACAACAAUAACAAGACAAAGACAAGAUCCAAAUCUGUUUCAUUCAGUGAAACAGUUAUUGUUAUUAAUCAAGACGCUUUGAUACCGCCAACAGCAACAGAUGAGGAUGAGGAUUUGUUUGUGGACGCUCUUGAGAAUUUCAUUGAAUAA